GCCCUGCCGGCUGCUGGGAGGCGGCUGCGGAGCUCGGCGGCCCCGCCAUGGAGGAGAGCAGCGGUAUCCGCCUCUCGGCCGAGUGCCUGGACGAGCCGCCCAACAGCCGCGUCUUCGUGGUGCUGGGCAAGGACACGGGCGAGGCGCUGAUCCGGGAGCGCUUCUCGCCCUUCGGGGACAUCCAGAACAUCUGGCUGCUGCGGGACAGGCGCACCAACGAGUCCCGCGGCAUCGCCUUCAUCAAGUUCGCCCGCAGCUCGCAGGCCUGCCGGGCCAUGGAGGAGAUGCACGGCCGCAGCCUGCUCCCCGACAGCAAGCCCAUCAAGGUGUUUAUUGCACAGUCAAGAGCUUCUGGAAGCCACCGAGAUGUUGAAGAUGAGGAGCUUACACGAAUCUUUGUUAUGAUACCAAAAACCUACACGGAGGAGGAUCUGCGAGAGAAGUUUAAGAUGUAUGGAGACAUUGAAUAUUGCAGCAUUAUUAAAAACAAGACUACUGGAGAAAGUAAAGGUUUGGGCUAUGUCAGGUACCUGAAGCCGUCGCAAGCUGCCCGAGCAAUUGAAGAGUGUGAUCGAAGCUACAGGGCCAUUUUGGCUGAACCUAAAAAUAAGUCAUCUGAGUCUUUUGAACAUGAUUAUUACAGUAAUAGCAUGAGGCCUGAACUAAGAGGAAAUACGCUUCCAUUUUGUAUGCAGCCAGAAUUUUGUAGCUUUGAAAAAGCUGAGACCCGAAUUCAAGAACCAGUCUCCAAACGCCUGUCAGUGGUAUCCCGGCUCCCCUUUAUUCAAGAACAGCUGUUCGCCCUCUUUGAUUUAGUUCCAGGUCUGGAAUAUUGUGAUGUUCAGAGAGACCCUCAUACCAAUAGCGGGUAUGCUGUGAUUCAGUACAGCACUGCUGCCUCAGCUAUAUAUGCCAAAUACAAACUGCAUGGGUUUGAGUAUCCUCCUGGAAAUCGACUAACUGUCAUUUUCCUAGAAGAUGGGAAUGAUAGCUCAGACCUUAUCAGGAAAAUGGCAGCGCAGCUGGUGACAGCCCAGGUGUCGUCAGUGUUGCGCAGUAACAGCGCAAUGGUUCAGCAGUACAGGUCGCCUCCUCAAGUAUUUGGAGGAACUUCGGGGCCACAGCUGCUGCAGCCCCAAACAGAUGCCAUACUUCCACCACCCAAAAAAAAAGUUCCACCUGACACUUCUGUGAAGGAAAGGCUUUUCAUACUUUUUCAUCCCCAUCCUUUACCUGUAAAUGUACUGGAGGAUGUGUUCUGUCGUUUUGGACAGUUGAUAAGUGUUUAUCUUGUGGCUGGAAAAAAUGUGGGCUAUGCCAAAUUUGCAGACAGAGCAAGUGCCAGCGAGGCCAUAACUGCAUUACAUGGCAAGAUUGUGAAUGGUGUGAGGCUGAAGGUGAGGUUGGCAGACUCGCCCUCGGAGGAGCCCAACAAGCGCCAGAGAACUUACUGAGCAGAAACUAAGUAAUGACAUGAUCCUCAGCUAGCUGACUGACUGACUGAAAACGUGACUAGACAUGCUUCCUGUGGACAGUGACAGCUUUUUUCAGUGACAACUUUUUUUUUUCUUAAUUGUUACUUAGUUAAUCCAUGAUCCUUUUUCUUUCUGAAUAUGCAGACGUGCAGUUUUGAAAAUUAUAUAGGCAUUGAAAACUGUAAACUGGUGGUUGUUCUUGUAAUAGUACAUAACCUUGUAUUACAGAAAUAGCUCUUGUUUUUACCUGAAUCCUUCCUAUAAGAUGGAAUUUACAAUGAUGGAGAAAAUAAAGAAGCCAGCAUUUUCUGACUUGACUGGUUAAUUGAUAAUGAUUCAGAUUCUGUU
Molecule: messenger RNA, 1823 nt
Organism: Pseudopodoces humilis (Tibetan ground-tit)
Lineage: Eukaryota; Metazoa; Chordata; Aves; Passeriformes; Paridae
Gene: RBM45
Product: RNA binding motif protein 45
Molecular function (GO): RNA binding
Source: RefSeq, a predicted model, not a curated record